AAAAAUGAAGAAUUGAUUUGGUAGGUAGCCUUCAUGGGCUUGGUUUCGUCAAUCUAACUACGAUGGGCUUAUGCAAUUAGGGCCCACUGGUGAAACCUUUCCUAUAUAACCUACCAAUCCUAAACCCUAAUCCGCUUUCACAGCUGUGUCAAAACCCUGUAAGAAAUCUCCUGCUCGUUGCAGUCAGCGCUUGCAAACUGCGCAAGGUGUCUCCGCGAUCAUGACUGCAGAAGCUGUGAACCCUAAAGCCUACCCGUUGGCGGAUGCCCAGCUCACCAUUACCAUUCUUGACUUGGUUCAGCAAGCCGCUAAUUACAAGCAGCUCAAAAAGGGUGCUAAUGAAGCUACUAAGACCUUGAACAGAGGGAUUUCUGAGUUCGUUGUUAUGGCGGCUGAUACGGAGCCGCUUGAGAUCCUUCUUCACCUUCCUCUUCUGGCUGAAGAUAAGAAUGUGCCGUAUGUUUUUGUCCCAUCUAAGCAAGCUCUUGGUCGUGCAUGUGGAGUUACCCGACCCGUUAUUGCCUGUUCUGUUACUAGCAAUGAAGGGAGCCAACUGAAAUCGCAAAUUCAGCAACUGAAGGAUGCGAUCGAGAAGCUCCUGAUCUGAUUGUGUAAAAGCGAUUUACAGCGUGAUGGGCCUCUGUAGCAAGCUCCGAGGCUUUGACUGAGCGGAUUUUUAUCCUAUAUGAGGAAUUGCCUCAAUUUUCGUUUUGUGUUUUUCUUUGAUCCAUCCAUCUGUAGUAUUGUUAUUUCAUGGGAGAGCUUCAUGUACCAUUGGGAUAUUAGAUUUUAAUGAGACUGAUAUGUUGAUUGCUAUCAUGGAUUGGUAAUAUGUGGAAUUUUUAUGNAUUUCAGA
Molecule: messenger RNA, 856 nt
Organism: Striga asiatica
Lineage: Eukaryota; Viridiplantae; Streptophyta; Magnoliopsida; Lamiales; Orobanchaceae
Source: the annotation of a GenBank genome assembly